GUCCUCAUGGACGCCCUGAACAGCCUCGCCGCCGACUCGCCCUGCGGCAUCCCCCCCAAGAUGUGGAAGACCAGCCCCGAGCCGGCGCCCGUGUCCGCCGCCCCGCCCAAGGCCGGCCUGCCCCGCCACCUGUACCCGGCCGCCGUGGAAUUUCUGGGCCCCUGCGAGCAGGAGGAGAGGAGGAACUCGGCCCCCGAGUCCAUCCUGCUGAUGCCGCCCACGUGGCCCAAGCAGCUGGUGCCCGCCCUUCCCCUCUGCAGUAUUCCAGUGACCGCAUCCCUCCCUCCGCUUGAGUGGCCACUCUCCCACCAGUCGGGGUCCUAUGAGCUGCGGAUUGAGGUGCAGCCCAAGCCACAUCACCGGGCCCACUAUGAGACAGAAGGCAGCCGAGGGGCUGUCAAAGCUCCGACUGGUGGCCACCCUGUCGUUCAGCUCCAUGGCUACAUGGAAAACAAGCCCCUCGGGCUUCAGAUCUUCAUUGGGACAGCUGACGAGCGGAUCCUUAAGCCCCACGCUUUCUACCAGGUGCACCGCAUCACGGGAAAAACCGUCACCACCACCAGCUAUGAGAAGAUCGUAGGCAACACCAAAGUCCUGGAGAUCCCUCUGGAGCCAAAGAACAACAUGAGGGCGACGUCUGAGUCAGCACCUUAUUCUGAGCCGGGCCGGAAUACAUCAGCCAACGACGGUGGCCUGAUGGAGACACAGAACGGUGUGCAGCAGCCGGAGCACUGUGGCCAGGGGUGGUCAGGGCUUCGGCCAGGACGAGGCUUCCGGGAGGCCCCUCCUUGCCUGGGCUGGCUGGCGGCUUUCCCACGGGGAAGCCUUUACCGAAGAGGGGCCUCUCAGGCCCAGCGAUCCGCCCACGAGCUGCCCAUGGUGGAAAGACAGGACAUCGACAGCUGCCUGGUCUACGGGGGCCAGCAGAUGAUCCUCACGGGACAGAACUUCACAGCCGAGUCCAAAGUCGUGUUUACUGAGAAGACCACAGAUGGGCAGCAAAUUUGGGAAAUGGAAGCCACGGUGGAUAAAGACAAGAGCCAGCCUAACAUGCUUUUUGUUGAGAUCCCUGAAUAUCGAAACAAGCACAUCCGUGCAUCGGUGAAGGUCAACUUCUACGUCAUCAAUGGGAAAAGAAAACGGAGUCAACCUCAGCACUUUACUUACCACCCAGUCCCAGCCAUCAAGACGGAGCCCACCGACGAAUACGACCCCACCUUGAUCUGCAGCCCGGCCCACGGGGGCCUGGGGAGCCAGCCUUACUACCCGCAGCACCCGAUGGUGGCUGAGUCCCCCUCCUGCCUCGUGGCCACCAUGGCGCCCUGCCAACAGUUCCGCUCGGGGCUCUCGUCCCCCGACGCCCGCUACCAGCAGCAGAACCCAGCGGCCGUCCUCUACCAGCGGAGCAAGAGCCUGAGCCCCAGCCUGCUGGGCUACCAGCAGCCGGCCCUCAUGGCCGCCCCCCUGUCCCUGGCGGACGCCCACCGCUCCGUGCUGGUGCACGCCGGCUCCCAGGGCCAGAGCUCCAGCCUGCUGCACUCCUCUCCGGCCAACCAGCAGGCCUCGCCGGUGAUCCACUACUCGCCCACCGGCCAGCAGCUGCGCUGCGGUGGCCACCAGGAGUUCCAGCACAUCAUGUACUGCGAGAAUUUCGCGCCCGGCCCCGCCAGGCCCGGCCCGCCCCCCGCCAGUCAAGGUCAGAGGCUGAGCCCGGGGUCCUACCCCACGGUCAUUCAGCAGCAGAAUGCCACCAGCCAAAGAGCCGCCAAAAACGGACCCCCGGUCAGUGACCAAAAGGAAGUAUUACCCGCAGGAGUGACAAUUAAGCAGGAGCAGAAUUUGGACCAGACCUACUUGGACGACGGUAAGAUGCUUUGUUUUUCUCGUCGCCCGUAA
Puma concolor (puma) is the source of this 1896-nucleotide messenger RNA. The record is from RefSeq and is a predicted model, not a curated record. Lineage: Eukaryota; Metazoa; Chordata; Mammalia; Carnivora; Felidae.